AUGGGUCGUCUCGGUCCUUUUGUAUCACUGUUUCUAGCAGUCAGCUUCAAUGUCCAGAAAUGUCUCGGUCAGGUAAGCGCACCAACUCUGUACCAGGACAGCAAAACCGGUAUCAUAUUCGACACAUGGGCCGUACCGGAUAAGGCCGACGGUUCUGGUGGUGUGUCAGCCUGGGGUGGUCUAACCUUCGGUGUUGCGCUACCAGAGAAUGCCUUGACCGUCGACGCUACUGAGUUCAUAGGAUACUUGAAAUGCGGUUCCAACGGCACAACAACUAACGGAUGGUGCGGUUUGUCUUUCGGCGGGCCGAUGACAAAUAGCCUCCUUCUUAUGGCCUGGCCAUACGAAGAUCAGAUCCUGACAUCGCUCCGUUUCGCCAGUGGAUAUACUAGCCCGGACAUAUAUACAGGCGAUGCCAAGUUAACUCAAAUUUCGUCUACCAUCGACAAGGACCACUAUACUUUGAUCUUUAGAUGUCAGAACUGUUUAGUAUGGGACCAAGACGGCGCAUCAGGUUCCGCAUCGACUAGUGCCGGCUCCCUAGUACUAGGAUGGGCUAGCUCACUUCAAUCUCCGGGAAACCCGGCUUGUCCAGCGGAUAUUACUAUCAACUUCCACAGCAACGGCCAAAGCAUCUGGGGCGCCACUCUAGACGAAAACGCAGCAAAUCCAUCCUAUUCAGAAUGGGCCGCCCAAGCUACCGCUACAAUUACCGGAAGCUGCGGAGGAGCAACACCCACGACCACCACAUCCGCUACUACGUCAAUUUCUACUGCCACUGGCAUCCCAGUCCCGACCGGCACUUAUGACUACAUUGUUGUUGGCGCCGGUGCUGGCGGAAUCCCUUUAGCAGACAAGCUGAGUGAGGCUGGAAAGAGUGUAUUGCUCAUUGAAAAGGGGCCACCUUCUUCAGGACGAUGGGGCGGCUCGCUCAAGCCGGAAUGGUUAGACGGCACUAACUUGACUCGAUUUGAUGUCCCUGGCCUGUGCAACGAGAUCUGGGUCGACUCUGCAGGUAUUGCCUGCACUGAUACUGAUCAGAUGGCUGGCUGUGUGCUGGGUGGAGGCACCGCUGUUAAUGCUGGUUUAUGGUGGAAGCCAUAUACUCUAGACUGGGAUUAUAACUUUCCCGAAGGAUGGAAAUCUUCAGACGUGGCCGCUGCAACCAAGAGGGCAUUCUCUCGCAUUCCUGGUACUGACCAUCCUUCGAUGGAUGGAAAACGAUACUACCAGCAAGGCUUCGAAGUUCUGGCUAGUGGUUUAAAAGCUGGUGGAUGGUCAGAAGUUACGGCCAACGACGUGCCAAACCAAAAGAAUCACACAUUCUCUCACUCGCCGUUCAUGUUUUCUGGUGGUGAACGUGGCGGGCCUAUGGCAACUUACUUGGUCUCUGCUAGCAAGCGCAAUAAUUUCCAUUUAUGGAUGGGCACGGCAGUAAAGAGAGUUGUUAGAUCUGGUGGCCAUGUUACCGGUAUUGAGGUCGAGCCGUUUAUAAACGGAGGAUACAACGGUGUUGUCAAUGUUACCUCAGUUACUGGCCGCGUCAUAUUGUCUGCGGGAACAUUUGGGUCCGCCAAGAUCCUAUUACGAAGUGGAAUCGGACCGUCGGAUCAGCUAUCUGUUGUCCAGUCGUCAACUGAUGGUCCGACCAUGAUUUCCAAUAGCUCUUGGAUUAAUCUGCCUGUCGGUUAUAAUCUGGAAGACCACACAAAUACUGAUACUGUUAUUACGCAUCCCAACGUCGUGUUCUACGACUUCUACGAAGCAUGGGAUAACCCCAAUGUCACUGACAAGAACUUAUAUCUAGAUUCCAGAUCGGGUAUUCUAGCUCAAGCAGCGCCAAAUAUCGGUCCAAUGUUCUGGGAUGAAAUCAAAGGUGAUGACGGUGUGGUUCGACAACUCCAGUGGACCGCCAGGGUCGAAGGGAGUGCCGGGACACCGAAUGGAUAUGCUAUGACUAUGAGCCAGUACCUUGGGCGAGGUGCAAAGUCAAGGGGCCGAAUGACCAUUACGAAGGCAUUAACUACUGUAGUCUCGACGCUCCCUUACUUACAGGAUAAAAACGAUGUCCAGGCUGUUAUUCAAGGCAUCAAGAACCUUCAAGCGGCCCUAGCAAAUGUUGAGGGUCUCACGUGGACCUACCCACCCUCAAACACCACCGUCGAAGACUUUGUCAAUGAUAUGCUCGUUUCAUACACCAACCGACGAUCAAACCACUGGAUUGGAACCAGCAAGCUCGGAACAGACGACGGUCGGACAAACAGCGGAUCGGCCGUAGUUGACCUCAAUACCAAGGUUUAUGGUACCGACAACUUAUUCGUCGUCGACGCUAGCAUCUUUCCAGGUCAUAUCACCACCAAUCCCACCUCUUACAUCGUUAUUGCUGCCGAACACGCCUCGGAAAAGAUCCUGGCCCUGGCAUCACCCAAGGCACAACCGGAGUUUGCUCAAUGCGGCGGACUACAGUGGACGGGCAGCUUCCAGUGCGCGGCGCCGUACACUUGCAAGUACUAG
Molecule: messenger RNA, 2514 nt
Organism: Daldinia vernicosa
Lineage: Eukaryota; Fungi; Ascomycota; Sordariomycetes; Xylariales; Hypoxylaceae
Product: carbohydrate-binding module family 1 protein
Exons: 11
Coding region: 1-2514 (837 amino acids)
Biological process (GO): carbohydrate metabolic process
Cellular component (GO): extracellular region
Molecular function (GO): oxidoreductase activity, acting on CH-OH group of donors; cellulose binding; flavin adenine dinucleotide binding
Source: RefSeq, a predicted model, not a curated record